Molecule: messenger RNA, 5649 nt
Organism: Ceutorhynchus assimilis (cabbage seed weevil)
Lineage: Eukaryota; Metazoa; Arthropoda; Insecta; Coleoptera; Curculionidae
Source: the annotation of a GenBank genome assembly
AAAAUGUUUGAGGGCUUGGAUUGAAUCUUUACAAGUGAUAGCAUGAAAACCACAGGGCAGGAUAGAAAGGGGAUAAUCAGGAAAACCUGGAAAGAUAGAAAAAUCAGAGAAAGGCAAGUUAAAUACAAUUUUUUGGAGUACAGACAGGGAAAAAUAAACAGUAUAUAACAUUGACUUACUUGUAAGCUGAGUGUUAAUGUUCUUCCUUCAACAGAAACAUUCUGAUAUUUAACCAAAUUAACAAUAAGCUGGGCACACUUCGGUAUAAGAAUCUCAUCAUCUGCUUGGAUAGAAGAGCAACAUUGAUUGAUCAAAAGUACUGCCUUCUGUAAAAAUUGUUAAAUAUUUGGUUUGUCCCUUGAUACGUUAAAAUAAAUAAAUACAAGACAAAAAUUGUUCUCUGAAGCCCUAAAUCAUAACCUGAAAAAUAACUUACAGUGGGGUUUUGGACAACUGGAAUCCGAUAGUUGACGGAGUUUAGCUCGUCCAGAAGCUUGGAAAUACCAUUUGGGUCUACUAUGGUUUUUCCAUAACAUAAUUGGCCUAUUUUCAGACUCAGAUGGUCAAAUAUAUUCUCGGAUGGGUACAUUUUUAAAAUUUGAAAUAAAUUUUUGAUUUUUCAACCAACAGCGACGUUGUCACAUUUAAAUUGUCAUUUUCAUCAAAUUGUUCUAUAGGCAUCUCUUUCUAACUGCUGGUGCUAGAAAAAGACAAACAUGUUUGCACAACAGCUCACUUUACCAAAAUAAUCAAAUGUAAACAAACAUAACCACACUUUUUUUUAUUUGUGUUUUGUGUCUUGGUUUAAUGAACCUGUGUGCCCCAAACCAAAAUUACUAUGAAUUAAGCUGAUUAGGAUCAAUUCGAACCAUGGCGGACGCCGUGCUGAAUAUCCUUAACAAUAUCCUCAGAGUCGAGGGUAUCGAAGAAGCAUUUAGCUGUUUUCUGGUGCACCGAAGCGAAACCGAAGCCCAAAACUUAUCGAAAUGGCAACAAGAAUUGUGCGAGUUCUUCGAAACAUUGAAUCCCGACCAUUUGGACAUCGUCCUGAGGCAGUAUUUGCAAGUGGCUUUGAGAAGUGCUCAGAGUAGAAUGCAGGUACUGUUAGAAUUGAUGGAGCACUGUAUAAGAAAAGGCUCACUCCAAGCAAGAAAAGCUUGCGAAUUCAUUAUAACUUUAGAUCAGUUGCAUUACUGCAACGAGCAUUUUUGGAUUUAUUGUUUCAAGCUGAUUAAAAAUGUUAUUGAAUUAGUUGAAUAUAAAGGUGUAAGGGAAAUAAUGAAAGGAUGUUGUGAAAAAGCUAAAGUCUUGCCGCUAAGGCUUAAGGCUGGCAUUCAACCUCAAGCUCAAGCCUUGUUCGAUGUUGCUGAAAAAAUAAUGGACAGAAAUACGUGCCUUUUACCAGGUUACUUAUUGGUGAAUGAACUCCAAAAAGUCUACUCUGAAUGCCCUCAUUGGAGAUUGGCAGCCUUGUUUUCUGAUUACAUAGAAAGCUUCAGGCCUUGCGCUCAAAUGCUUACCAUAAUUGGUCACUCCCAAAUGCGUCCUGUUGUAGAACACAGUGGCUGUCCUGAACAUCUUGUCAAUCCUUGGAAAUUAGAUCCAUUAAAUUUGAGAUUUGGCCUAAAAGGAACUCUUCCAUAUGAACCGGAAUUACUUGAAAAACAAACUGGACUUUUGCGUUAUGUUUUAGAACAACCUUACAGCAGAGACAUGGUAUGUGGAAUGCUAUGUUUGAAUAAACAACACAAGCAACACUGUCAAGCUAUUGAAGAACAAUUAGUGGAGUUAGUAAUUUCAGCUUUGGAACGUACAGAAACUGAAGGAGAUGAAACAGAUGGUCUAUGGCUUCAUCUGUCCUCACAAUUAAUUUAUUUUGUCCUAUUUCAAUUUGCCAGUUUUCCCAAUAUCGUCAUGUCUUUACAUACAAGACUACAAGGUAGAGAUUUGCGUCGCGGCAGAGAUCAAUUGAUGUGGGUUUUGCUGCAAUUUAUUUCAGGAUCUAUCCAAAGAAAUCCCUUGGCUAAUUUUUUACCAGUAUUAAAACUCUAUGAGCUUCUCUUUCCAGAACAAGAGCUACCUUUAGCAGUGCCUGAUUUUAAUCAGCCUCAAUGUACAAGGCAAAUGGCUAUGACUUGUAUUUGGAUUCAUUUACUCAAAAAAGCCCAAUCAGAACAAAGUAAUAUUAGUUGGCCUUUGCCAAACAAACUAAGGUCCCACCAUGAAUUUUUGCAGCAUUUGGUACCACCAAGUAAUAGUUCUUUGGCAAUGGGAAAUGAUUAUAGAAUAGCCUUACUUUGCAACGCUUACAGUACAAAUCAAGAAUGCUUCAGCAAACCUAUGGCUGCUUUAGUAGAAACCAUUCAAGGCAACACCAAAACGGGCACUCCAAAUUGUCCUCUACCCACUUGUCCUUUAAGCAUGGCAGUUUUGGAUUCUUUGACUGUUCAUUCUAAAAUGAGCCUGAUUCAUAGUAUAGUGACUUAUGUCAUUAAGCUGGCUGGCAGUAAGUCAGGUUGUCCUUUGGCUCCGGCCUUAGUGGAAACUUACAGUAGACUGUUGGUUUACACUGAAAUCGAAUCUUUAGGGAUUAAGGGGUUUAUUAGUCAGUUGUUGCCUCAAGUUUACAAAUUUCAUGCUUGGGGCACUUUGUAUACUUUGUUGGAGAUGUUCAGUUAUAGGAUGCAUCAUAUACAUCCGCAUUAUAGGGUGCAGCUGUUGAGUCAUUUACAUUCACUAGCUGCUGUGCCUCAAGCCAAUCAGACUCAGCUGCAUUUGUGUGUUGAAUCGACCGCUUUAAGGCUUAUAACUGGUUUAGGUAGCAGUGACGUCCAACCCGAACUCUCCCACUUCCUACAAGAACCGAAAACGAUCGUUUCGGCGGAAUCCGAAGAACUGAACCGCGCCCUAGUCCUGACUUUAGCCAGAGCCACUCACGUGACCGGUUCGGAUGGCACGUGGUGCCACGAUCUGUUAGCCACUAUAGCGCAAAGUACGCCGCACGCGUGGGCCCCGCACACCUUGGAAUGCUUCCCGAGGGCUUUGCAGGAGUUUUUCACCCAACACGCCGUGCCGCAGGAAAAUAAACAGCAACUGAAGAAGGCUGUGGACGAAGAGAAUCGUAAAUGGGCUUCUAUGAACAAUGAAAAUGAUAUUAUGGCUCAUUUUGGAGUACCCGGGGCUCCGCCCUUGUUUUUGUGUUUGUUGUGGAAAAUGCUUUUAGAGACUAAUCAUAUUAGUCCGAUUGCUUAUAAGAUACUCGAAAGAAUUGGGGCCAGAGCACUUUCAGCUCAUUUACGUAAAUUUUGCGAUUGUUUGGUGUUUGAAUUCAGCAAUUCACCUGGGGGGCAACAUGUUAAUAAAUGCGUAGACACCAUUAACGACAUGAUUUGGAAGUACAACAUUGUCACAAUUGAUCGUUUGGUUCUCUGCUUGGCUCUGAGAACCCAAGAAGGCAGCGAAGCGCAAGUUUGCUCCUUCAUCAUACAACUAGUCCUACUUAAAGCCACCGAAUUCAGAAACAGAGUCUCUGACUUCGUCAAAGACAAUUCGCCAGAUCACUGGAACCAAACCAAUUGGCACGAAAAGCAUUUGGAGUUCCAUCGCAAGUAUCCGGAAAAAUUCGCUCCAGAAGAACAGUCCAGCGGGUACCAUCCUUAUUUCGGAAACGUUUGUCUGCGAUUUUUGCCGGUGUUCGACAUCGUGGUGCAUAGGUUUCUGGAAAUAGCUCAGGUGCAAAAAAGCCUGGAAAUUCUUCUGGAACAUUUGGGAUGUUUGUACAAGUUCCACGACCGUCCGGUUACUUAUAUGUACAACACUUUGCAUUAUUAUGAGGCUAAAUUGAGAGAUAGGCCUCCAUUGAAGAGAAAAUUGGUAGCAGCUGUGUUAGGGAAUCUUAAAGAGACUUUGUCAGAACCAUAUCAAGCGUUUUUAAAUAGGAAUUCGGACGAAGUUUGGGCACCCGAACUAGAUUAUUAUAUACAACUUGUCAAACGAGUAGUUGAUAUUCUCAGCGGCACAAACUCGAUAACCGAUUGGCGUUUCAACGAAUUCCCAAACGCUGGAGUGCACAUUUUAUAUACAACUUGUGUUGAAUUGAUGGCCUUAUCGGCGGGUCCCACUGCAGUAGCCAACGGCCUUUUAGAUGUUGUAGCCAAAGGCUAUGUAAUGAUACCGUCUGACAGCAUUCAUCAAUGGAUCAAUGCCAUCGGCCUUAUUUUAUCCGCCUUGCCAAUCAGCUACUGGAGCAUCUUACACGAACGAUUAUUGGCAACACUGUCUGAAUUGGAUUCAUGGCCUUUUGAUGUUUCACCUUUUAGGAUGUUUAAUUUUAAAGAAACUCAUUUGGGGCUUCUCCACAACCGCUUCAGCUAUAUGCUAGCACUUGCUCAUUCUGUUUGGCAUCACGCAGGUCCUGGACAAAUUGCUAGUGUACCAAGAUGGGUACGAGAAUGUUUACCAGCAGUAGUCCGCACUGAAGAACAAUUUUUGUUUGUUUGUCAUCUUGUGGGACCGUUUUUACAACGCGUUACUAACACCGCUCUGGUUCAACUGACAACUUCAAUUUAUGAGCUUUUAGCUCAAGUUGAUUCAUCUCAGACAGAUCUGAAGUAUAUGGAUCCGAUUUGUGACUUGUUGUAUCAUAUAAAGUACAUGUUUGUGGGUGACAGCAUGAAAAAGGAAAUCGAGACUAUUGUGAGGAAACUGAGGGCUCCCUUGCAAUUGAGACUGAGGUUCAUUGCCCAUUUGACGUUGGAAGAAGUGACGGCCACAUGAAUAAUUAUUGAAUUUUGUAUUAUGUAAAUAUGUUUUUUUUUCUUUGUUUAGGGAAUUUAGGAAUUGCUUUUAAUUAUUCCAUAAGUCAACUAUGAUGUAGAAGGAAUGGUAAUAUAAGGAAAAGAAGUGUUGCUGAAGAAAACAUUUUUUUUUUUCUAAAUGACAUAUAUUAUGUUUAUAAUAUAAAUUUUUUUAUACAAUGUAUUAAGCUUUUUUCUUAUUCUAAGUUCUGCUAACUAUGCUGGAAGAAGGUUUGUUAGUUACCCAACAAUAAUCAUGAACAAAAUUGUAACAUACCUACCUAUUCUCUUCAUCUGAAUCUUCUUCACUAUCAGAGCUAGAAGGAAAAUCUCUAGAAGCUUGCCUGUCCUUUUGUAACCUCUGUUCAUUUUCAAUAUAUUUAGUCUGUUCAGUAACAACACUUUGACUGUCAGUACAGUUGGAAUAUAUUUCCAAAAUGUCCUUAUUCAAAUCAAUAAAAGAAUGCCCCCAAGAGAACUUAUCCAAAUAAAAUCUAGCCUCUUUUUUAAAUCCUGUUAUAUACAUGGUAGCUGCGAUAGCUUCAACGCAGCUUAACUGCAAAGGUUUGCCAUAGUUUAUAGGAUUAGCUGCUACCAAAAAAGGCAGUAGUCUUCCAUGAGCAGGUUUAAGGGCUGCUAUAGGAGUUUCGUCGAUUCUGGCCCAAGAACAAUCAACGACCCCGAUGCCUUUACUGCUGACAAUGUGUCGGUCUGCAGGGCUGACGCAUUUUUCUCCUGUGGGGGUCAGCACGAUUCCGGGAAAUUUUUGUUUUAUUUUUAGGGUUUUGAUGAGUUUCAAGCGGGCCAGUUUGCGACCAGAACAUUUUUUCGGGUCGCACUGGUUGAAAUCCCA